AUGUACGUUGUUCAUAGAGAAAAAUUGAAGAAAUGGGAAGUGACAUUGGUUGAUUUAAAACACAAUCACACGAUGAUUUCAAAGGAUGAAGUGCUUUUCAUGCAAAGGCCAAGGAAUAUAACUCCCGUUAUUUGGAAAUUAAUUAUAACAUUGAAUAAAUCGGGUAUUGGGCCUUCAAUAACUUUAAACGUGUUAGGGGAGUUAACGGGUGGCUUGGAGAAUACUGGAAUUGGUAAUCAAGAUGUUCGGAAUGUAUUGCGUGAUAUUCAACAUUAUGUGUUUGAUUCGAGUGAUGCUUUAGAGGGUUUGGCCUUACUUCGAGAAUUGAAAAGUAAUAGUCAAGGUGAAUUUUUCUAUAAAGUUGACGUGGACGAGGAAAAUCGUGUGCGGGCUAUGCUGUGGGUUGACCCGAUAUCAGUCAAUGCCUACAAAAAUUUCGGAGAUGUUUUUGACUCCAUGUAUCGUACGAAUAGGUAUUGCAUGCCGUUUGUGCCAUUUACGGGUGUAAAUCACCAUUUUUAG
This is a messenger RNA of Daucus carota subsp. sativus, 522 nucleotides long. RefSeq names its product protein FAR1-RELATED SEQUENCE 5-like. Bases 1 to 522 code for a protein of 173 amino acids. Gene Ontology annotation, biological process: regulation of DNA-templated transcription. The transcript has a single exon. NCBI's taxonomy places the organism in Eukaryota, Viridiplantae, Streptophyta, Magnoliopsida, Apiales, Apiaceae. The record is from RefSeq and is a predicted model, not a curated record.